UAUGGAGAAGCUUCCUUAUUUAGCACAAGGAAUAUAAAACGUAGAUUAUUUGUGAUAAAAUAAUAGGUAAAAGUAUUUCUUACGCGUAGUCUUACUUUAGCCCUCACUUCACCUCCACCAUUAUAUAAUCUUGGGACGACAGAGAACUGUCUGUGCCCAACACAUGGGAAUUGUCUGAAAUCAAUUACCCACGUUUAAACCAUAGUAUAAAGGCUGCCUUUCGUUUGCUUAUUGCCUGAAAAAGAAAAUAAGCUUCUUCAUUCAUUAAAAAGUAAACAAUCCGGUUAAUAGGGUUCGCUCAGAAUCAUAACCCGCCCUUCUUAGUUAACCCGCGUCUCUAACAGACCCAGCUCAUAAUUCCGGAAGGGGCGGGUCCUGUUACCAUGGAAAGUGAGUUCGCUUGUUUACCUCAUAGAAAACAUGGAGGAUGUGUUGGACCUCGGGGAGGCUCCGAGCCGGAGAAGUGGGGUAAAGAUGGGACGUCGAGCACGUGCAUCUCAGGAAAAUCAGCAGGAAACAGCUGAUGCGUCACGGAACCAGCCUGGAAGAGAGGGCCCACCUAAACCUUUGCGGCAAGGAGGAUGGGCAGAUGACUCUUCUGGUCCAUCAAAGUCAACAAAGCGAAUGACUGAGGAUGUUGAAGACAGCCGCCUGAAGCAGCAAAGCCUGGAUGAGUCAGAUGAAGGAGAAGACAUUCCAGUGAUACCAGACCUUGAAGAUGUACAGGAAGAGGAUUUAGCACUACAGGUAGCUUCUCCUCCGAGUGUUCAAGUGAAUAGAGUUUUGACAUACAAGGAUCUGGAUAAUGACCUUAUGAGACACGCUGCCUUCCAGACUCUGGAUGGCGAUAUUGAUCUAAAACUUCUUACUAAAGUGUUAUCCCCAGAACCAGAGGAGAACGUGCAAUGGGACUGGGAUUUACUUUUUACAGAGGUGUCAUCUGAGCUAAUCACAGAAUGGGAUGUGGGGAAGAUGGAAAAAGAAGACAUGUUGAAACCCAGCCCACUAGUCAGCUGAUGGUUCUUGGCUAAAGUUAUUUAUAUGUACAGAAUAAAUAAAUGCUUAAGAAAAUGCUCUAAUUUUCUUUUUUGUAGAACUGAACUGAUGUAAGACUACAUUAUUACUGUAGUUUCCUGUUUCUUUGUCUUAAAAUAUGUUUAGAAAGCAGUGGGCAAAGGCUCUGUUGUUGUACUUUAUGCUGUGGACACACAUAAAUAAUUGUCUAUUUGUUUGUAAGUACGUAUACUCUAAGAUGGAUUUUACUGCUGUUUUAAACUGACUGUUCUUGGUAUUAUGGAGUAAUGUUUGUUCCAUUAAUGUUAUAAUCUACUGCAAGAUAAAAUGAUAUCCAUUAUGUCAUA
This is a messenger RNA of Xenopus tropicalis (tropical clawed frog), 1361 nucleotides long. RefSeq names its product intraflagellar transport 43 (gene ift43). NCBI's taxonomy places the organism in Eukaryota, Metazoa, Chordata, Amphibia, Anura, Pipidae. The transcript has 9 exons. The record is from RefSeq and is a predicted model, not a curated record. The coding region runs from base 421 to 1017 and encodes 198 amino acids. Gene Ontology annotation, cellular component: cilium; cytoskeleton; intraciliary transport particle A.